Messenger RNA from Mucor mucedo, 360 nucleotides. RefSeq lists its product as uncharacterized. Lineage: Eukaryota; Fungi; Mucoromycota; Mucoromycetes; Mucorales; Mucoraceae. The record is from RefSeq and is a predicted model, not a curated record. The transcript has 4 exons. The coding region runs from base 1 to 360 and encodes 119 amino acids.
AUGCGUAAUACCAGCGUUCCAGCCCAACACUUGUUACUAGCUGUCGCCGUUGAAUUUUUAAAGGGUACCGAAUGUAUCAUAUGCUGUGACACCUUUAACGGAUCCUCGUUAAAACGGGAAAAUGGGCUUAAAAGACUGUAUUUUAUAGGAAUUUUUCAAGGGUUCCGUACAGGGUCAAAAGUACCAAAAAAAAGUGGAGACUCCCGCCCACCUUUUGAUUUUUACGGUGGCUGCUAUGCUCAAACGAGUGCAUCAGGCUGGUUUGGACACUGCAAUUUGAUUGUAUGUGCAAAUUUGAAAAAAUUAAAAAUCGUUGCAAAAAAAGCGGAAAUGCCACGUUAUGAAAAGGGCCUGUCUUAA